Messenger RNA from Salarias fasciatus (jewelled blenny), 753 nucleotides. Its product is annotated as trypsin-3-like. Bases 10 to 753 code for a protein of 247 amino acids. The record is from RefSeq and is a predicted model, not a curated record. NCBI's taxonomy places the organism in Eukaryota, Metazoa, Chordata, Actinopteri, Blenniiformes, Blenniidae. Gene Ontology annotation, molecular function: serine-type endopeptidase activity. The transcript is spliced from 5 exons. Gene Ontology annotation, biological process: proteolysis.
ACAGCAGACAUGGAGCUUUUCCUUCUCUUGGCUCUCUUUGGAGGAGCAGUUGCUCUGGGCGAAGAUGACAAGAUUGUUGGAGGCUAUGAGUGCAGGAAAAACUCUGUGCCGUAUCAGGUGUCACUCUUCACUGGCUACAACUUCUGCGGUGGGAUCCUGCUGUCGGACGAGUGGGUGCUCUCCGCUGCACACUGCAAGUCCAAGUCAGAUGUGGAGGUCCGGCUGGGCGAGCACAACAUCUUUGAGCCCGAUGGAACAGAGCAGCACAUUAUGUCUGCCGAGUUCAUCCGCCACCCCGACUACAACCCCCGGACGCAGGACGGCGACAUCAUGCUGAUCAGACUGAGCCGUCCGGCCGUCCUGAACAGCUACGUCCAGCCUGCUGCUCUCCCUUCAAAGUGUGCCGCUGACGGGACGCUGUGCCAGGUCUCUGGAUGGGGGAGUCUCCGUCCCAGUAACGAAGGAUCGAGAUACCCACAUGAGCUGCAGUGCCUGCAGGUCCCUCUCCUGGACGAGGACACCUGCUUCAAUGCGUAUCCUUUCCAAAUCACUGACAACAUGAUCUGUGCUGGAUAUCUGGAGGGAGGGAAGGACUCUUGUCAGGGCGACUCUGGCGGUCCCUUGGUGUGUGAGGGAGAGAUCCAGGGAGUCGUGUCUUGGGGCCAUGGCUGUGCUCUGAGGAAAAAACCUGGCGUCUACACCAAAGUCUGCAAUUAUGUCUCCUGGAUCCAGAACACCAUGGCUUCAGGCUGA